Messenger RNA from Eurypyga helias (sunbittern), 1047 nucleotides. RefSeq names its product methyltransferase like 18 (gene METTL18). NCBI's taxonomy places the organism in Eukaryota, Metazoa, Chordata, Aves, Eurypygiformes, Eurypygidae. The coding region runs from base 1 to 1047 and encodes 348 amino acids. The record is from RefSeq and is a predicted model, not a curated record. Gene Ontology annotation, molecular function: protein-L-histidine N-tele-methyltransferase activity. The transcript has a single exon. Gene Ontology annotation, biological process: peptidyl-histidine methylation, to form tele-methylhistidine.
AUGGCUUUUCGAUUUAACUUUCCUUUGGAUGAAAAUGAGAACCACGAACCAGGCGCUCGUGGUAAGACGGACUCACGGCCGCGCUCUCCAAAACGCGCAGAGGGGAGCAAACAACCUGCCGAUGCGCCGGCAGGGUCCAGCCCGAGGCUGGGUGCUGGCAAGCAACAAGACGAGGUGCCAUCAAAGAAAAAGUGCUUGAAAGCUGCCAGAGAGCACAACAUUCCCGACGAUCUCAGCAAAAUACUGGAAAAAAAAGUCACGGAAACAGUGUCGGGCCUGUGUUACGUAAAAAUGUCUGCGGUGGAAAAGAUGUGUUUGGAUGGUGCCGAUGGAGAAGGCAUCGUGUCCCAAAGCGUCUCUGCUCACUCUGAUCUCAUCCCAGGAGUCUAUGAGGGAGGACUGAAAAUCUGGGAAUGCACUUUUGAUCUCAUAGACUACCUUGCUGAGGCUGACAUACAGUUUACCCACAAGACUGUGUUGGAUCUUGGCUGCGGGGCCGGACUGCUGGGAAUAGUUGCAUUAAGGGGUAAAGCUGAAAAAGUCCAUUUUCAGGACUACAACAGCACGGUGAUUGACGAAAUAACUUUGCCUAACGUGGUGGCUAACUGUGUAAACAACGGCAGCAAGGUGGGCAGCGGGGGCGGCAGAAAAAGUGGGAAGCCUCCUUCAAAGAAGGCCAGGAAAGCGGAGCGCUUACCCGACGUGCUCGCCCAGUGCAGAUUCUUUUCUGGAGAGUGGUCUGAAGUCAGCUGGCUCCUGUUAAACAGCCACAAACCCUUUUCGAAGUACGAUGUCAUUCUCACAUCUGAGACCAUCUAUAAUCCUGACUCCUACGGUGCUUUGCACGAUGCGCUGGCUCAGCUCCUGGGUGAAAACGGACGGGUGUAUUUGGCAAGCAAAGCAUAUUAUUUUGGGGUUGGCGGGGGUAUUCACCUCUUUGAGGAAUUCGUUAAAGAGAGAAAGGUGUUCAGCACCCGCAUAGUUAAAGUAAUUGAUGAAGGACUGCAGCGAUGUAUUAUGGAAAUGGCCUUUAAGGAUUCCAGUUAG